This is a messenger RNA of Mustela erminea (ermine), 1557 nucleotides long. RefSeq names its product SIGLEC family-like protein 1. The record is from RefSeq and is a predicted model, not a curated record. Gene Ontology annotation, molecular function: sialic acid binding. The coding region runs from base 599 to 1183 and encodes 194 amino acids. NCBI's taxonomy places the organism in Eukaryota, Metazoa, Chordata, Mammalia, Carnivora, Mustelidae. Gene Ontology annotation, cellular component: plasma membrane. Gene Ontology annotation, biological process: cell adhesion. The transcript has 8 exons.
CGGAGACUCCAGGCUCCCCACAGCCUUCCCCGCGCCGCAGAGCAAAGUCUCUUGGCGUCGCGAGCCUGUCUUGGCUUGUUGGCUCUUCUGGCAGCCGUUGAGUGCGAGAUUUGCGUUGGGCCUGCCCGGACUGGGCUUACAGGAAAGCGGGGCUUCUCAGUCAGGCGGUGGGUGCCCGGUUCGGGAGUCAGAAAAUCAGCUUUCCAGUCGGCCUAAAUAGGUCUGUCGUCCAAAAGUGAGAGCUUCCCUCAGCAAGUCGGGAAAGCCUUCUGGGCCGCUGGGACUCCGCCAAGAAAACGCGCAGACGCAAGAAAGUGUGCUGAGGCCGGUCUAGCCAGGAGCCCUUGGCUCUUGGAACAAGAACCGAAGUCAUCUUUAUGAAAAGAAUUGGUUGUAAUACAUGAAUGUAAACUUCUGUGGCAAACAAUGCUGAAGUGUAUGAAAUAAAACUGACAAUCCUACUUCAUUUUUUCUCUAAUCACUGCUCUACCCAUAGUUACUCAUCUUCUCAUCUUCUGAACCACACGGCUCUGAUGUGAGAGCCAGCUGCGGCGAAGGCUCUAGCCCCUCCUCUUCCUGAGGACCCCUGCUGCUGCCGAUGGCAGAUCCCCUGCCACAGCUGGCACCCACCAGGCUACUCUAUUCCUCUUGCUCCACGGAGAGGACUCUGCAGUGCAGCUGUUCCUUCCAUGGUAUCCCCACACCCUCCGUGCAGUGGUGGAUGGAAGGUUCUCUUGUAGAUGAGAACAACCCAGAUGGCGACCUCCAGGUGACUUCCACCAUAAUUGCCCCCUGGGCCAACAGCACCAUCAGCUUGGCGGAGAAGCCAAAAAAGAGCACGAAGCUUCUCUGUAAGGGGAAGAACCGAAAUGGAACCCAUGCUUUGAGCAUCCUACUGAUACCAAGAAAGAGUCCUCCAUCCAGCAAGACCUUCAUUAACGGGCUGAUCCAGGGCAUUGUCUACGGAACCAUUGCAACAGCAUUGAUGUUCCUCUGCUUCUCCCCACUCAUAAUGAAAUAUAUCAGAAUGAAGCUGACAAAGGAAGUUGCAGCAAUCAAAGCAGAAAACAACCCUACAGUCAGACCAAGCCAAGAAGCCAAGAUGCCUCUGAAGCCUGAAGAGCCAGGAAAAUCCACAAUCAGCUCAUCUUCAGAGAACCAAAUAUUGCAUCCCUUACCCUAAACUUCCAGAAAAAGCAAAAUAAACUGGAACUGGAACUGAUGACACCUGUGAAGACUACAUGCCUACCUGGAGUCCCCACUGUCCAUGGAAUUAUCACAGUCUACAGAAUUCUCAGCAGCUCCAGAAACCCUGGAGUCUAUGACAAACCCAAAGAUCCCUAAAGCCCCACCUGUCCCUCACAUUGAUUCUCCAUUGAAUAGGGUUACUUUGGGACCUGGUCUUAGAACAUUUGACAGCAAACUCUAUGAUUUGCUGUUCAGGUUAACUAGAAGAAAUAUGCUCUGGUCUGGGAUGGUGUCAAAGGAAGGGAAAAUUAAUGUGAGAUCAUGGUCCACCUAAAAGUAGCUUUUGAGCCCCUACUGUGUGCCCAGAAC